CUUCCUGCUUCCUCGUCUACAGUCGCUGUGAAACCUACGAGACGGAGCGGUCAGCAGUUGAGAACACAGAGACCUCCUGGACCUGCAGGAUCUCGAGUGAGCCGCUUGUCUGACCUCAAAUCGGGUUUCAGGACCGACUCAGAUCCAGCUAACUGUGCUCCAGACCCGCUGAUUUCUCGUGAGUUCCGAUCCUCUGCAUCCCACCAUGGGCGGCGGGUUGGUCUGGACACAAACAUACACAGACUGACUCUGAGUGGCACCAGUUAUGGGAGUCCAACGGACUUGGUUCCCUUGGGUGCACUGCCAGGACAGUGAAUCUCCUGGUCCAGACCACGAGAGGGAGAAGAGGUGGGCUGAGCUGUUUGAUCAGCUGGACCUCAACAAAGAUGGACGCAUCGACAUCCUUGAACUGCGGACAGGGCUGGCAGGCCGAGGGCUUUCCGGAGGCUCCUUGGAGAGGAUUGUGGAGGCCGGGGACACCAACCAGGAUGGAGUACUGGACUUUGAGGAGUUCACACAGUAUCUCCGCACCCAUGAAAAACAGCUCAAACUCAUGUUUAGAAGCCUGGACAGGAACAAUGAUGGUAAGAUAGAUGCAGAGGAGAUCCAGCACUCUCUACACACCGUCGGUGUGGACAUCAGCCUCGAGGACGCCACCAGGAUUUUGCUAAGUAUGGAUAAAGAUGGUACAAUGACCAUUGACUGGAAUGAGUGGAGAGACUACUUUUUGUUUAAUCCUCUCACUAAUAUGGAGGACAUAGCACGCUACUGGAAACGUUCAAUGAUGUUGGAUAUAGGUGAGCAGCUAACAGUCCCAGAUGAAUUUUCAGAAGAGGAGAAGAAGUCUGGGUAUGUGUGGCGGCAGCUGAUGGCUGGAGCCAUGGCUGGAUCUGUAUCUCGGACUGGAACCGCCCCCUUGGACCGCCUCAAAGUCUUCCGACAGGUUCAUGGCUCCUCUGAUUUUAAAGGGAACGUGAGGAGUGGUUUUCAGUACAUGGUAAAAGAAGGAGGACUGUGGUCAUUGUGGAGAGGCAACGGAAUGAAUGUUCUUAAAAUUGCCCCAGAGACUGCAAUCAAGUUCACAGCUUAUGAACAGAUCAAGAGUUUCAUACGUGGCAGUGAUGAAACAAGGAAUCUGAGGGUUCAUGAAAGAUUUUUUGCCGGGUGUCUGGCUGGAGCUAUAGCUCAGACAGCCAUCUACCCCAUGGAGGUGCUGAAGACCCGGCUCACACUAAGAAAAACAGGCCAGUUCUCAGGAAUAGCACACUGUGCCAAACAGAUCUUACAGAGGGAAGGUGUCACAGCCUUCUACAAGGGAUAUGUACCCAACAUGCUGAGCAUUGUCCCUUACGCUGGCAUCGACCUGGCUGUCUACGAGACUCUGAAGUUUGCCUGGUUGAACAGGAACAGAGGUUUGGCCGACCCGGGGGUCAUGGUACUGGUUGGCUGUGGUGCUGUCUCCAGCACCUGUGGGCAGCUGGCAAGUUACCCACUGGCACUGAUUCGCACCCGAAUGCAGGCACAAGCUUUAGACAAAGGAGCCCCCAAACCCUCCAUGUUGGCCUUGCUUCACAACAUCUUGACCAAGGAGGGCGUGGCUGGACUUUAUAGAGGAAUUUCCCCCAACCUGCUGAAAGUCAUUCCUGCUGUCAGUGUGUCAUACGUCGUCUACGAAUACACAAGGAUAGUCCUGGGAGUGGACAUUGAGGGUAGGAGGGCAGGGAAAGGGAAAGGGUAGAAAAAAAGGUUAAUGAUUUAGGGGUGGCUUUUAUUUACAAGCAUGUACAGAACUGUUGGCAGUGCAUGAGGAAAUGGGUCUUGACAGUGGAUAAAUACAUGGUGCUGUGAUCACAAGCCUUGUUUCAGGUUGAAUAUAAUAGGAUGGAAAAUAAUCCAUGGAAGUAAAAGAGAUCAACAGAUCCACUUUGCACAUAAUCUGCUGAGAAAGCCUCACAUUUGGAUGACCACACCUGAACUGAGAACUGCUGUGAAGAGCGUGAUAUAUUGCAUUACACUGCAUGCCAGCAGUUGUGUGAAAGCUAACCAAUUAUCCUCCUGCUACUACACUGACCUGGACAGAUGGAAACUUGCAUGAACUUGCCUGAGAACAAACAGGUAAAAACUUGGGAGCCAUGUUACAUUCCUGCGGCAUUAUUUUUUCUUCUAGGUGAUACAUAGAGAAGAAAGGACUGAUAAGAGGAUUGAUCCCAUUUCCUGCUCUGUAAGUGGAUCCUGAAGUCACUGCACCCUAGUAAAGUUUUUUCAGUUUUUCAGUUCAGGACUUUGAUUGACAUGUCUUAAACAAAUGUUACAAAUACUAAAAUACAGCUACAUUUACCAAACAACAGCAGAUAAAUACUGAGCAUAACUUUUGAUCACAUGGACAUGACUGAAAUGGAAAAUGAUGACAAGACAGAGAAAAAGUCAAAGCCAUAUCAAGAAGCACAAGAAAGGAUGGGUUCAAAAUAACCUUUCAUGCAAAAUGCUCAUGUUUUGUAAGUAUUCUUAUGCAAAAAGAGGUGUGUUUGUUUUCUUUGCUUGAUAAACACUACAGAAUCCAGUGCCACAUAGUAUUUUCAUAAACUGUAUGUGCACAAUGUGCAUUUUUAACAUUAAAGUAAAUGGAUAAAAGUGUGUAUCAUGAAACAAUAAGAGAUGACAUUUAACGCCAAUGAACAUUUUUGAUGUGUCAGUAUUUAUUAUGGAAUGUGCAAAUAAAUGCCUGCAUGGUGCUGCUUUUGUAAAGUAAAUACCACUUAGUUUCCAUUUUAUGUUACAGAUUUAAAAAAUUUAUGAAAUCACUGCACUGACACUCAUCAGGUUGUCCUCACAAAAGUACCUUGUAGUUGUAGUGCAACAGUAUCUUAUAAAAUCAUAUUGUCAGCCACUGUUACAUUGCCAAUAAACACUGUAUAGGGUUUGGUUAUUCUGUAAAGUUUCACUAAAAACCCCUCUCUGUACAGUAUACAACCAAAUGUAACUGUCAUGAAUGGCAAAUGGAAAAGGGGCUCUGAUGCAGUUUGACCUCAUUUUUCCCAGCAAAUAUGGCAAGAUUAGAUUUUUUUUGGGAAAUGUUUUAUAAUGGAUUUUCCUUGGCGUUUCCUAAAAGUUUCCUAAAAUAAAGCCAGUGUCUAACUGAUGCAUUUCCAUUUAGUUAAUUCAAAUACUUUGCUAGUGUAACCCCGGGAGUCUUUUAGUCAGCACACACCAUGUGAAUUGAACAAGCAAAAAUGUGAAAUUUGUCUACAGGCAAGUUAACAGUUUGACAAACAAUACCGGUCAAAAGAACAUCUCUAUUUUUCUAGGUGUUACUGAAAUUUAUAUUAAAGUCUCAGUGUGCUCUAAAAUUAAAGCCUAGAAUAAAGUAAUAAUAAAGAUGAAAUUUAACCUAACACACAUGAAAAAUUGCUACUUAACAAGUUCUCAUGAAUUGUAUUGCAUUUGUAGUUUGCUUUGCUUUCACCUUCUGCCCUGUUAAUUGCAAACCAGUUUGAUGGGGUCUGGACACUGUGUUGGUCUUCCAACAUUUUGGAUUUUUUUGAGUCAUUAUCUUGCUGUGAGAUAAACCCCUGACCAACCAGCCUGUCUUCCUAUUUACCUUUUUCUCACCAUUCUUAUAGCAGCAUAUAGAACAACUUCCUGCAGUGCUAUCCUAAUAAUGCACCAGUGUAGUAAUUCAGUUUGUUCCAACACUGCGUUUGUACAAAGAGAGGUUUCAAAGUAACUGGCAAAAAUUAGGGCAGACUGCGAGACUUUCCAAGAUUACCUCUACCCAACCGACUACACCCACCGCCCCUCAAGCCUCAAAUGCAUCUUAUUUAUAUCCAUUUGUUUCAAAUUCAUUUUUCUACUUUAAUAAUUUUUUUCAUCACACUGUAAGACUCUGUAACACUCUAAGCCCCUGUAGUGGCUGCAGGAAAGACUGAGGUUAAAAUAUGAUAUAAUUGUAAAAGAAUUUCUAAAUCAUAAAUGGCUUGACGCAAAUCAGUCAAUAAAUAAAUAAAUAAAUAAAUAAAUCCUU
Lates calcarifer (barramundi perch) is the source of this 4021-nucleotide messenger RNA. It is a transcript of the gene slc25a23a, whose product is annotated as solute carrier family 25 member 23a. The transcript has 11 exons. Lineage: Eukaryota; Metazoa; Chordata; Actinopteri; Centropomidae. Gene Ontology annotation, molecular function: ATP transmembrane transporter activity; calcium ion binding. Bases 266 to 1738 code for a protein of 490 amino acids. Gene Ontology annotation, biological process: transmembrane transport. The record is from RefSeq and is a predicted model, not a curated record.